This is a messenger RNA of Beauveria bassiana ARSEF 2860, 669 nucleotides long. RefSeq lists its product as uncharacterized. Bases 1 to 669 code for a protein of 222 amino acids. The transcript has a single exon. Gene Ontology annotation, biological process: proteasome regulatory particle assembly. The record is from RefSeq and is a predicted model, not a curated record. NCBI's taxonomy places the organism in Eukaryota, Fungi, Ascomycota, Sordariomycetes, Hypocreales, Cordycipitaceae. Gene Ontology annotation, molecular function: protein-macromolecule adaptor activity.
AUGUCCUCUGCCGACACGACACCCAUCUCCGCCGAGCGCUUCGCCGCCGCCCUCCCCUCUCUCUCUCUUCCGCUCCUCGCCCUCAAAGUCCUCGAAAUUCGCAACUCCAUUGCCCAUUUACAAUACUCCAACGACCAGCUCCGACCCUUUGCCGCCGACGACAAUGACGGCGGCGCCGAUGCCGUCUGCGUCGACGCCAUUCGCGAAAACGAAGCCGUCAUCGAGCGCAUGGCCGAACGCAUCGCGCUGAUCCGGGUAGAAGUGGAAGACGUCCGCGGCGUGUCGUGGCAAGAUUUUGAGGACAAGGCGCAGAUAGAGACACUUGCGAGGGAGGAGGGGCGUUUGGCGAGUGGGCAGCAACAGCAGCAGGAACAAGAAGCGCAGGGGCGGCGGCAGCAGCAGCAGCAGCAGCAGGAAGCAGAGGGAGAGGUGACGGGGAUAGCGGCGCAGGUCAACGGCGUAGAGUCGUCGCCGUGGACGGAUGGUACGUUUCAGACGGGCACGAUACGGAACGGCGAGGUACACAUGGACCCGGUGCCGGGUGCGAGGGCAGCGAAUGGAGGAGGCGCGGGCGGCAGUCUCUCGGACGAGCAGCUGAGGGCGGCCAUGGAGGAGCGGAUGCGGCAGAUGACGACUGACGAGGAUGAGGAUGGCGGGUUGCACCUCUGA